AUGGACCUUAACGGACAUACUAAGACCUACCAUCAGGAUGAUGGUCGGCCAAGGGGCAGUCUUCGAGAAGACGAUCCGGUUUGCGUCGUUGGAAUGGCGUGUCGUCUUCCGGGUGACGUUCGAUCGCCUACGGAACUAUGGCAGUUCCUCAUGGACAAGAAGUCUGGACAGGGACCCGUACCUCCAGAACGUUACAACAUCAAGGGAUUCUACUCUUCGAAGGGUGAUAAAUCUGGAGUCACGAAUGUGGAUGGUGGGUACUUCAUACGAGAAGACGUUCGACAGUUCGACAAUGAAUUCUUCGGUAUAAACAACUAUGAAGCUACAUAUGGUCAGCAAAUAAACUCAUCCCCAGUACUCCUAAUGGACCCGCAGCAACGCAAGCUUCUAGAGGUAGUCUACGAGUGUUUUGAGAAUUCCGGAGCGUCUCUCAACGACAUGUCCGACUCCAACACGGGAGUAUACGUAGGGAAUUUCACUCAGGACAACCUACUCAUGCAAUUGAGAGAUCCUGACGAUCUGCGGCGCUACCAAGCCACUGGAUCUGGUUUGACCAUGUUGGCUAAUCGAAUCAGCCACACGUUCAACCUACAUGGCCCAAGUUUAACACUCGAUACGGCGUGCUCGUCUUCGAUCUAUUGUCUGCACCUAGCGGUGGCUGCCUUGAAAGCAGGGGAGUGUGAUGGGGCAAUCGUGGCAGCUUCCAACCUAAUCAUGACCCCAGGACCACACAUCGCGGCCAUGAAGGCCGGCAUGCUCUCUCCAACGUCAACAUGCCACACCUUUGACAUCUCAGCUGAUGGCUAUGCGCGAGCUGAAGGUGUCAACGCCGUGUAUGUGAAACGUCUGUCUUCGGCUAUCAAAAACAACGAUACCGUUUACGGUAUUAUUCGUGGAACGGCAGUUAACUCGAACGGACGAACCCCUGGAAUGAUAUAUCCUAGUGCAGACUUCCAGCAAGUUGUAGUUCGCAAGGCUUACAAGGAUGCGAAUCUCGACUUCUCCGAUACAGACUAUAUUGAAUGCCACGGGACUGGAACAGAGCUAGGAGAUCGUGUCGAGUUGAAUGCCUUGGGAAAUUGCUUCUCUAAAGAUAGCAGGAAACCCCUCAUGAUUGGAGGCACAAAACCGGCUUUCGGACAUAGCGAAGCAGCAAGUAGCCUUACGUCGCUAAUCAAGGUUAUCCUGGCCUUUCAACAUGGCAUGAUCCCGCCCACUCGUGGGGUCGAGACACCCAAUCCAAAACUUGAAAUGGAUCGCUAUAAUAUGGAGGUUGUGACCGAGCCCAAACCGUGGCCAAGGAAAGUUCAACGAGCAAGCCUCAGCUCCUUUGGCUACGGGGGCGCGAAUGCGCAUGUGAUACUAGAGUCGCCUUCUAGCUACAUGGGUAAUUCACCCCCAAUCACACAUGGCCCAGCCACAAAUGGGCUACAUGACAAUUGCCAGCCUUUAUUGUUAUUGGUUUCGACAUCGUCGCCAAAGUCUUUGGAGGCUCGCGCUAGCCAGAUAUAUCAGCUUGCGAAGUCAUGCGAUAUUCCGGGUCUGAGAAGCCUAGCAUACACUUUAGCUAAGCGCUGCACGCAUUUAAGAUACCGGACGUCAUUACUUGUAACACCUAGUCAAGAUGAAAAGCCCGAAGACUGGACAAUUGAGCUAGCUGAAGGCGCCAAUUCUACCAAAGCAGGUCCGCUAAACUUCGCAUUUGUUUUCACUGGUCAAGGAGCGCAAUACCAUGGCAUGGGAAAAGCACUUCUUGAUAGUAGUCGGGUUUUUCUCGACACCAUCAGAGAACUAGAUCAAGUUCUCCGAAGUCUUCCCCCACCAUAUGCGCCCGGCUGGACCCUGGAGAGCAUGUUGCGGGAUAAUACUGACGAGAGCCUAAUAAAUGAAGCUGUAAGGAGUCAACCGAUCUGCACCGCUGUACAGAUUGGCCUUGUUAACAUUUUGCACACCUGGGGUGUCAAACCCUCUGCCACUAUCGGCCAUUCAUCCGGCGAAAUCGGCGCAGCAUAUGCGGCAGGUCUCCUAAGCACAUCUCAAGCUCUUCUUGUUGCAUAUUUUAGAGGGUAUGCUGUAGCAGAGAACCCCGCCUCGGGCGCUAUGCUUGCCUGUGGACUUGGUGCUGAAGGAGCCGAAGCGAUGAUACAACAAUGUGGAUUCGCAGAACAAGUCUGCAUUGCCUGUUUCAAUGCGCCUGAGAGCGUCACGUUGAGUGGACCGAAGAACUGUAUUGAACAGAUACAAUUGGAACUCCAGAACCGCAAAACAUUUUGUCGGCUCUUAGAGACAGGUGGCCAGCCCUAUCAUUCCCAAGGGAUGAAGAACGCUGGUGUACUAUACGAAAAACUGCUCAAGCCAUACCUUCAAGAUAAGCCCCAGGACGAUCCUUUUGGUACAAAGAUGUACUCCACUGUCUACCAUAAGCUGGUCAGUCCCAAACUUGUCGAUACCUCCACACCAAUGGCCGAAUAUUGGAGAGGCAAUCUGGAGAUGCCGGUCCGGUUCCACUCGACUUUGCAGCAUCUCAUCCGGGGCCAGAGGUUCCACCUUAUCGAAAUAGGGUCGCACUCUGCACUAAAAGGCCCUAUAAAUCAAAUUCGAAGAGCUGCGCUGCUCGAUGAGCGGGCUAUUCCGUAUAGCCCAUCACUGAUUAGGGGGCAAGACGCUCAUCUAAGUAUGAUGAGACUCGCCGGCAGGCUAUUCGCUCACGGUUGCGAAUUAGACUGGAAAGCCAUCAACUCCAUUCCCGAAAGAAGCCGUAUCUUGUUUCAGGGUUUGCCUCCGUAUCCUUGGGAUUAUUCGGCCGGCUUACUAUGGUUUGAGCCUCGUACGAGUAAUGAGCUACGCAACCGCCCUUUUAUUCGACACGAGCUUCUUGGUUCUCAGCAACUUGCCGGGAACGGCAUCGAUUGGAGCUGGAGAAAUGUCCUGCGCCCGAACGAGAUGCCGUGGAUUCGCGACCAUAGGAUUGAAGACCAAGUAGUUUUCCCAGCUACAGGUUAUUUUGCUUUAGCCAUGGAGGCAGUAACCAGGGCCAGAGCGGCAUGUGGAAGUCCCUUGCUUGGGCGUCCAACGUUUGAUCUACAUAAUGUCAGCAUCAAUUCUGCUAUGGUGGUGCCUGAGGAGAGUGACUUAGAGAAAGUGCCUGUUGAGCUACACACUACCCUUAAUACACGGAGGAUAUCCUCGAAGAGCUCCUCGGCGGGCAUAUACGAUUUCACUGUGUCUUCCUGGACCGCUGGUCAGGCUACCGUCCACUGCGUAGGAAGCAUUAGAGUAUCCGAUGCACUGCCUGAAGCUGCAGUAGGAGCCAACGGAGUCUCAGGCCCAAGCGAGUAUAGAGAUUGGAAUAUGGACCGAUGGUAUGAGAAAUACGCAGAAGAAGGAAUGUUAUUUGGGCCGUAUUUUCGAGCGCUGACGGGCGUAAGAGCUGAUAUCAAUCAAGCACGACCCGAUGUUUUAUGCUCUGCCAAAAUAUGUUCGCCUAUGCUUAGGGACUCGGCCAACCGUUAUCCUGUGCAUCCCAUAACGAUUGAUGCCUGCCUACAGGCUGCUCUGAUUAGUGCCACGUCUGGAAAUCCUGAAUAUUUCCGAGCUUAUGUACCAGUGUUCAUCUCGCAGUGUCGCAUCAGGACAUUAGCGCUCCCAGAUGACGAUAAAGAACAGAAAGGGGUCAUUCACGCAACAUCCCAACGAACUGGAUUCUCCAGCCUAAGAGCAGAUUCUACCCUGCAAGAUGGCCAAGGGAUGCCUCUGGUUCAGAUGAAAGGUGUCCGAUUGACCAUGUAUACUGGGAAAGUGGCUAAAGACGAGAGCAGCAGUAGUCCCCACCUACAAAGGCACCCGGUGAUGAACGUAAACUGGAAGCCAGACAUCAUGCGGCUUACGCCGGACACGGCGCCUCAACUACAAGAUUAUAUUGCACGUUUUCUUCGAGAUCGGCCCUCAUCAUCGAGUGAUGACGAGUGCAAGGGUAUCAUGGGCGCAAUACUGGACCUAGCAGGCCAUAAAAACCCUCGAAUGCGGGUUUUGGAAAUCGGAGAAUCAAAUGAUAAUUCGAAGGGCGAGUGGCUAGAGUUACUAGCUGACGGAACCGCGUUCCCCCGAUACAGGUCAUGGCUGUCAACUAAGCCAGGUAAUGGGGGUGACGUUUUGGUAGAGGAUACCAACAAAACCAGGUUCGACAUUGUGAUUCAUAGUGACAACGCAUCUCAAGGGCUCUGGAAAUACUCGCCAAUAUACCUCAUGUCGCUCGUCAAUGACCAUGGGGUCAUAAUUGCCCGUAAAUCGGAUACUGUCAUAGCAGAAUUAACGGCAGCAAGUUUUCAGGUAAUAGAUAUCGCCGAUCGUGUCACCGUGGCACUGCGUAGAAAAGAACGAAAAGCUCUAGACGGGCGAAGCGUCCUCAUCGUCACUCGGGAUGCAUCUCCGUUGCUACAAGGCUUCAUUGCUGAUCUGACAGAACACUUGGAGCAGACGCACGGGACUCGUGAGAUUCGCACAAUCUGUCUGGCUCAGCUUCCAACGACAGAGAUCUCCGGGAAUAUAGUUUGUAUCUCGCUGAUAGAAAUAGAACGGCCAUUCCUGGCCGAGUUGAGCCAGGGGGAUCUGGAGCUUCUCCACAACCUAAUGAACGCCGUGAAAGACCUCGUCUGGUUAACCGGAGCAAAUUUGACGGGUGUCCCUAACCCCGAUCUUGCAUUGGUACAAGGUCUAUGUUCCUCCAUCCUGGUAGAGCAGCCAUCUUUUCGAUUUACGGUUAUCGACGUUAGCUCUAUUGAGGCCCUAUUGUCUGACUCGCGGAGUUCUUGUCGAAGUGUUAUCCGCGUGCUAGAACGCCACGGGAAAAUCGACGAUAGACAAUUCGUUCUUUCGAAUGGCCUGCUUUACGUUAGUCGCAUAGAGCCUAAUACCACGCUUAACUCGAUAUUUCAAAGCCGGACCAAAAAGACACCCAAAUCCAUGAAAAAGUUGGCACUUUCCCAAGCAACACCAGCCAAGCUGUGUAUAGACAAAGUUGGCCUCAUGGACUCCUUGUAUUUUCAACAGAGUUGUGAUCAGCACACGGCCCCGCCCAAAGGCUUCAUCGAUGUCGAAGUCAAAGCAGUCAGUCUAAACGCAAAGGAUGUGUAUGCAAUGAAUGGGCGUGUCGAAACUAGGACCGGCACAUCAGCAAUCGAGUUUGCUGGUCUAGUCACAGCAGUAGGGCCGGACGAACGCAACUUUGAAGUAGGAGACCGAGUAAUUGUGUUAAAACCUAAUAAUUUUUCGACAAUUGAACGGGUCCCGUCUUGGACCUGUCAUAAACUGCUGGCAUGCGAAGAUUUAGCAGUGAUGACAACAUUACCAACUAUAUACUGUGCUGCCCUGUACGCUAUUCGCGACUGUGCACGGAUACGCUCCGGAGAAUCGGUCCUUAUACACUCAGGGGCCGGCGCUUUUGGUAUCGCUGCAAUAAGUCUAGCACAGCGAGCUGGUGCGGUUAUAUAUGCUACUGUUGGCUCGGAGAAGAAACGAGAGUUUUUAGUCAACCAUCUGGGCAUGUCUGCUGACCGCAUUUUUAGUUCCCGGGACGAGUCAUUCGAGGCCGGAUUAAACGCUGCGACUGGAGGUAGAGGAGUUGAUGUUGUUAUCAACUCUCUUGUCGGAGAUUUGAUGCAUGCUAGCUGGAGAUGCUUGGCCCAUUUUGGCCGCUUCGUAGAAGUGGGCAAGCGUGAACUAGUUGACGACGGUAGGUUGGAGAUGGACAUCUUUUCCCGGAACACGACCUUUACCGCUUUCGAUCUCAGUGAGAUGUUUUUCCUAGAGGGAGAACACUAUCAAGAUAUACUGGCUGGUUUGGUCAAGGACGUCCUUGAGCUGUAUCGCUCCAAGCAGAUCCAACCUGUACCCAUCACAACCUUUGACGUAUCGAACGUUGCCCAGGCAUAUCGCUAUUUCUCGUCCAGGGACAGAGUAGGGAAGAUCGUAAUUUCUCUUGAUAAUCCAAACAGCCUUUUAACUGUUGCACCUCCGAAGUACAUUACAAUACUUGAUUCCACGAAGGUGUAUCUUCUUGUCGGAGCUCUUGGGGGUUUAGGGAGAAGUUUAGUACGUUGGAUGGUGUCACGAGGUGCACGGAAAUUUGUCUUCCUCCAGAGAUCAGGCUGUGAUAAGUCGAGCGCCCGGGAGUUUGUGUCUUGGUUGAGACAAGAAGGAGCACGCACUGUGGUGGUUAAGGGCGAUGUCACAAAAUUGGAUGACGUGGUGGCAGGCAUAGCAGCCUGUAAAGAUCUUGGGGGGCCUAUCGGUGGUGUAUUGCAAGCUGCAAUGGGUCUUCAUGAAGAUAUGUUCAGCGCGAUGACGAGCGAGGUUUGGCACGAAAGCAUAAGGCCUAAAUGGGCGGGUACGUGGAAUCUUCAUAACGCACUAGAAGGGCACGACGACGAUCUCGACUUUUUCCUCAUGACCUCUUCCAUGAAUGGGACUACUGGAUUACCAACGGAAAGCAAUUAUUCUGCAGCAAAUGCUUUCCUGGACAGUUUUGCACACUGGCGAAGGAGCCAAGGCAAACCAGCCGUAUCACUCGCAUUAGGAAUGGUGUCUGACGUUGGCUAUCUUCACGAGAAUCCCAAAAUUGAAGAAUUGCUGCUGCGGAGAGGGACCCAGCCUCUCAGCGAGAGUGACGUUCUUCUACUUGCUGAUAUCGCGAUCGGGGGGGUGAGUAGUCACUGCGGGCUAGGACAGCGACAAGCAGAUAUUGCACCAGCUCAUAUACUCACUGGCUUGGAGACUGCGAAUCUGCGAAAAAUAAUGAAUCAAGGAUUCGAAGUGUCUAAUUCAACCCUAGAUGAUCCUCGGUUGUCUAUCCUAGCAGCUUCACUGGAGGUUGCUCACAAUCCUAUGGGCUCGAACGAAAAUGGAAAUUCGGAAGGCGACCAGCAGAUCAUGAGCACUCCAUGGAUGAGGGGUUUACCCCGGGAGGUUACUGACAUUCUCAAACCAGAACUUGCUGGGGCCUCAUCUUUGAAGGGAUUAAUAUUGCGAAUCUUAACCAAGAGAUUCUCCGACCUGCUGCUCACACCGAGAGACCAAAUCGACCCCGACAGGUCGUUUGUGCAAUUUGGGUUAGACAGCAUGAUCGCGUCGGAGUUUAGAUCAUGGCUUUGGAAUUUAUUUAAGGUGGACGUACCGUUUCUGGACCUUUUGGGUUCUCGCAAGUCUUUGGAUACCGUAGCAGCACUUGUAGAAGCAGAUUUACUAUCACGGACUGUACCUCCUGUCUGCCCCCAACCGCCUUUUCGAUUCUUCCUUGUCGCUUUUGACCAACCCUACGAUGCCGAUAACCCGUUAGACUGGCCAACUGGCCGUAGAUGGAUGGUGACCGACGUCUUGUCCGCUACAGGCUUUAACCGUAUCAUGGUCUCAACAAUUAUGGCCCCAGCAUUAACAACCAUCACCAACGAACUAAACAUGAGCUCAGCUGAGUCGGCCAUGUCCCUUCUAUAUACCUCUUAG
Messenger RNA from Daldinia decipiens, 7497 nucleotides. Its product is annotated as putative polyketide synthase. Gene Ontology annotation, molecular function: phosphopantetheine binding; fatty acid synthase activity; 3-oxoacyl-[acyl-carrier-protein] synthase activity. The transcript has 13 exons. Gene Ontology annotation, biological process: fatty acid biosynthetic process; secondary metabolite biosynthetic process. The record is from RefSeq and is a predicted model, not a curated record. Lineage: Eukaryota; Fungi; Ascomycota; Sordariomycetes; Xylariales; Hypoxylaceae. Bases 1 to 7497 code for a protein of 2498 amino acids.